GAGGGACAUCAUCAAAAACAGCUUCCCUCGUCCAUUAUCAGAAUUGUUUUAGAAACUCGUAAUAAUAUGUCUAGUUUAAAUUGUUGCCAUGGCUGUCUCUCGACUAAAAGGCACCUGGCGCCGGCUAAAAUACAUGAUAAGUUAUACAAGCGCUUAUUAUUGACCAAGACAAAUACAUAUGCUUCUAAGCUGCUCUUCUGUUGGGAAUGCAUAAAGAUGUUCCACAACAUUCAUAAGUUUCGUGAGAAAAUCACCGAAGCGCAGAAACUGUUAAAUAGUAAAUUGACAAAAUAUGAAUCACUUUCGCACUUAACAACAGUCAUUAAAGUUAACGAGUAUGAGAAAACCAUAAAACACGAAGAUCUAAGAGAAGAAAUUCAAAUAAAACAAGAGCCGAAUUUUUUGCAACAAACUAAUGAAAAGUUGAACAAUGGUGAACAAAUGCCUGUUGAAAUUAACAUAAUAUACGAAACAGUGAAAGAAGAAGUUAAAUAUGAAGAUGAAAACGAACUUAAUUAUGAAGAUGAUCAUUUAGAUGACAUUGAAAUGAUUCAUGAUAAUGAUAUUACAGAAGUUCAAGCUAAAGAUUCAAGUAUUGAUAAUAAACCCGCUGUCUCAGACCCAGGUGAAAAAGUUGAGGUUUCUGUCAGAAAACAAAGGAAAAAAGCAGUUUAUAAGAAGAAAUUUAAGACUAUUAUUAUGGAUUAUAGUAAAAAAAGAGAUUUUUAUGACACGGUGAAAAUUGACCUAGACGCGGUAAAGGCGUGGAUGGAGAGGAAAAAGCAAAGGCUGUGCCACAAAAAGUUCCAAUGCCAACUUUGCUACUGUGGAUUCAGUCAGCAGAAGUUGUAUGAUCACCAUGUGGCGGUGAAGCACGCCAAGACCCUCGGCCGUUACGAAUGCGACAUAUGCCUCCACAGGUUCCCAACCCGCCACGCGCUCGAGCGUCACAUCUCCGCACAUUAUGUGCAGUACGUGUGUAAACUAUGCAGCGAGGCGUAUUACACACUCGGCGAGAUGCACAUACAUCUGAACCACGGGCCGCAUGGCAGGACGAAGGAGUGCUUGGAGUGUGGACUGCGGUUCGAUUGCCGACAGCGCAAGGAAUACUUCAGUCAUUACAGGGCGAUGCACCAACAGUUCAUUUGUGAUUAUUGCGGCAAGAAGUGGUCUCAGAAGAAAAGUCUGGCAAGACAUAUCGGCUCACUCCACGCCAACUAUCACUGCAAGAUAUGUUCGAAAUCGUUCACCGGACGCUUCAACUACGCUCAGCACAACAAACGCAGUCACGUGGACGAUGCCACCGAGGCCAACUAUUGCGUCGAGUGCAACAUGCAGUUUCAGAACACAUUGAAGUAUAAAUACCAUCUGCAGAGCAGUAUAAAACACAAGGCGACUCCGAUUGUCCCGUGUCCCGAGUGCGGAAAAGUGUACACUAAAAGGGUAACCAUGACAAACCACUUCGCGCUCGUGCACCUCAAGAAGACCAAUUACCUCUGCACAAUCUGCGACACGUAUUUCCUGAACGGGUAUCGACUGAGAUACCACCAGAAGUACGUGCAUGAAAAGCGACCUAAGCCCAAGAAUAAGAUCUGCAACUACUGCGGGAAAGGUUUCAGUGCUAACCGCAUACUGGAGAACCACGAGCGAACGCAUACGGGCGAGCGGCCGUUCGCGUGCGAGCAUUGCUCGGCCGCGUUCGCGCAGAAACAUGCGCUCAUCAAGCAUGUUAGCACGGUGCAUAAGAACUAG
Molecule: messenger RNA, 1752 nt
Organism: Leguminivora glycinivorella
Lineage: Eukaryota; Metazoa; Arthropoda; Insecta; Lepidoptera; Tortricidae
Product: zinc finger protein 154-like
Exons: 10
Coding region: 67-1752 (561 amino acids)
Biological process (GO): regulation of transcription by RNA polymerase II
Cellular component (GO): nucleus
Molecular function (GO): RNA polymerase II transcription regulatory region sequence-specific DNA binding; DNA-binding transcription factor activity, RNA polymerase II-specific
Source: RefSeq, a predicted model, not a curated record